UACAUCAAUCAUGAUCAGUAGAGUGCUUGCGGCAAUAUAAUUUGAAAAGCGUUUAUGUACAAGGAAGCCAAAAAAAUUGACAACAUGGCAAACCAGCAGACAAACCAACAGGCAAGAUCCUGGGACCCUAAAUUCACGCACGAAGAUAGGGAGAGAUGGAUUUGUGUCUAUCCAGCCUACAUAAAUAGCAAGAAAACUGUGAAGGAAGGAAGAAGAAUUCCAAAAGACAAGGCUGUAGAAAACCCAUCAUACAUAGAGAUCAGAGAUGUGUGUUUAAACGCCCAGCUGAUUAUUGGUGUUGAGAACAAGACAUAUUGUAGGGAGCUUGAACACAAAGACUUGAAAUACAGGGGCAGAAUACGAAUACAGUUGAAAAAUGCUGAUGGAAGCCUAAAAUAUGAAAAAUUCCCUACAAGACAGUCCAUAUUACUAUAUCUAGGAGAAACAAUACCAAAGUUGAAAUCGCGGCAGCAUGGUGGUGGGGGAUCUCAGCAGGGCGCACAACAACAGCCGGGAGGCAAGCCUCAGAAAAAGAAAGGAAGAAAAGGCAAAUGAACUAAUCAGAAAUAGAUUAGUGAACAUUUAAUAUUUAGUACUGUUGAAAUUAAGCUGGCCAUUUAUCAAACAGAAAAGGAAGAGUUUUCCAGAAUCUUCUAAAAAUGUGGAUGGUGUUUGAUACUUUUUUCCACUAUAUGAAUUACAUUAAAUUUUGCUGACAAUAUUUUACAUUCUUGCGUUUAUAGUGGCAUGCCAGAUGUACGUUGCAACAUCAGAUUUUUUUCAAAAUUGAUGACAGUGUUCUUCAGAUGUAGGAAACCAAGUGGCAACGUUAUUUGAAUUCUAUUUUGAGAUAUAUUUCGAGUAAUUGUAAAGUACAGCUUAUAACCUAUUGUUUCAUAUCGUGUCUACUGUAUACCUAUGACAGUAGAUGGCUGUUUUACAAAUUGUACAGAAUUCAUGAACGAUUUGAUAAGUAAUCGCCAUCAUGAACUCGCUGAAUCAU
Messenger RNA from Mercenaria mercenaria, 1003 nucleotides. RefSeq names its product signal recognition particle 19 kDa protein-like. Gene Ontology annotation, biological process: SRP-dependent cotranslational protein targeting to membrane; SRP-dependent cotranslational protein targeting to membrane, signal sequence recognition. The coding region runs from base 55 to 555 and encodes 166 amino acids. Gene Ontology annotation, cellular component: signal recognition particle, endoplasmic reticulum targeting. The record is from RefSeq and is a predicted model, not a curated record. The transcript has 5 exons. NCBI's taxonomy places the organism in Eukaryota, Metazoa, Mollusca, Bivalvia, Venerida, Veneridae. Gene Ontology annotation, molecular function: 7S RNA binding.